This is a messenger RNA of Tribolium madens (black flour beetle), 1834 nucleotides long. RefSeq names its product replication factor C subunit 5-like. Gene Ontology annotation, molecular function: DNA clamp loader activity; molecular adaptor activity; ATP hydrolysis activity. The record is from RefSeq and is a predicted model, not a curated record. Lineage: Eukaryota; Metazoa; Arthropoda; Insecta; Coleoptera; Tenebrionidae. The transcript is spliced from 8 exons. Gene Ontology annotation, biological process: regulation of exocytosis; DNA-templated DNA replication; cytoskeleton-dependent cytokinesis. Gene Ontology annotation, cellular component: DNA replication factor C complex; nucleus; septin ring. The coding region runs from base 241 to 1686 and encodes 481 amino acids.
CCGACAAGCAAUUAUCUGUCAGAUUUUGGCGCCUUCACAAUUUACAUUUUUCACGUUCAUUUCUUUUUGUGCUUAUUUUCCGAUUGGAGUAACUAUAAUACUUGCAAAAUGAACACUUGGUGUAAUGAAAAGUGAAAAUUAUUUUAAAUGUUUGCCUAAAUACUCAAUUCCGUAUACUUAGAUAAAAGUGAGGUUAAGUGCUUUUGUUUGUGUUAAGAUUUUUGUUAUAAGAAAAUAAAAAUGGUUAAGAACGAGACACGCGUUAACCUACCUUGGAUAGAAAAAUACCGCCCCAGCCGUCUGGAUGAUUUGGUGUCUCACGACGAUAUUAUAAAAACCAUUGGCAAAUUUAUUAGAGAGGAUCAAGUCCCUCACUUGCUGUUUUAUGGCCCUCCAGGAACUGGGAAAACAAGUACUAUUCUGGCUUGUGCUCGACAACUUUACACACCAGCACAAUUUUCCUCAAUGGUUUUGGAAUUGAAUGCUUCUGAUGACCGAGGUAUUGGUAUUGUUCGAGGACAAAUUCUCACAUUUGCAAGCACAAGGACAAUCUUCAAGUCUGGUUUCAAGCUAAUCAUUUUAGAUGAAGCAGAUGCCAUGACCAUGGAUGCUCAAAAUGCCCUAAGAAGAAAUAGAAGUGACCGCGAUUACAUCGGUUUUGCCACCCUCCCCGACCAAGUACACCGCAAGUCUGUGAAACGCGGCUUCGACUUCACCCUCAUGGUGGUGGGUGAAUCCGGCUUGGGCAAAUCCACUCUCAUCAACAGCUUAUUCUUGGAUGACCUUUACAAAAAUCGCAAAAUUCCGGAUGUCAGUGAACGCAUCCAAAAAACAACCUCAAUCGAGAAAAAAACGAUGGAAAUUGAAGAACGCGGAGUGAAACUCCGUCUAACCGUAAUCGACACACCUGGAUUCGGCGACGCUGUUAAUUGUGAAGAUAGUUGGAAAGUGUGCACAAACUACAUUGACGAUCAAUUCAGACAAUACUUUACCGACGAAAGCGGAUUAAAUAGGCGAAAUAUUCAAGAUAAUCGAGUUCAUUGUUGUCUCUACUUUGUACCACCGUGGGGACACAGUUUGAGGCAAAUGGACUUGGAGUUGAUGAAACGACUACAUCAGAAAGUCAAUAUUGUGGUGGUCAUCGCCAAGGCGGACUGCCUCACCAGCUCAGAGAUUGUGAAGCUCAAACAAAAUAUUCUCAACGAUAUUAGAGAGCACGAAAUUCAGAUGUAUGAAUUUCCCGAAUGUGAUAGCGACGAAGACGAAGAAUUCAAACAACAAGACCGAGAAUUGAAAGCAAGUGUUCCGUUUGCUGUUGUUGGCAGCAAUACGAUAUUAGAAGUAGCUGGUAGAAAAGUCAGGGGUCGUCAGUACCCUUGGGGAGUCGUUGAUGUUGAAAACCCAAAACACAGCGAUUUUAUUAAGUUAAGGACCAUGUUAAUCUCCACGCACAUGCAAGAUCUCAAAGAUGUCACCGAAGAUGUUCAUUAUGAGAAUUUCAGAGCACAAUGUAUCUCGCAAAUAUCACAACACGCCAGAGAGAGGGGAAAAUUGAAGAGGGAUUCAGCUCCUUAUGAUUCUGAUUGUACAGAAACCGAUCGAUUAUUGCUCCAAAAAGACCAAGAGAUACGACGAAUGCAAGAAAUGUUGAACCAGAUGCAAGAAAAACUCAAAGGCAACGCUUAAGGAACAGUAUUAUUGAUAUUUUCAAACAAUUAGACGCUAUAGUUGAUGUUUUACCUACCAAAGACUUAAUUUAAUUUCAAGUUUUUUCAUAUUUAUAUGGGAUUUAUGUUAUUUUAUAUGUUAUUUGAAUAAAUAUUUAUUAGAACGA